Messenger RNA from Xylona heveae TC161, 1985 nucleotides. RefSeq names its product putative MFS monocarboxylate transporter. Gene Ontology annotation, biological process: transmembrane transport. Bases 84 to 1628 code for a protein of 514 amino acids. NCBI's taxonomy places the organism in Eukaryota, Fungi, Ascomycota, Xylonomycetes, Xylonales, Xylonaceae. The record is from RefSeq and is a predicted model, not a curated record. Gene Ontology annotation, cellular component: fungal-type vacuole membrane. Gene Ontology annotation, molecular function: transmembrane transporter activity. The transcript is spliced from 2 exons.
CUUCUCAGUCAAUAAGUUAUUUCUGUCCUGGCUGUAUAUAAGAGCACCAAAUCCUUUUUUUUUGUUCUUUUAAAAAAAAAUAAAUGGGGAGGGAUUUGAAAAAUAUGCUAGACCGUUCAAAGUGUACCAAUGUCCCACACUGCGCGAAUGCUGCUCCAACUGUCCGCUGCAACAGUUCGAGUGCACCCACAAAGGAAAUGGGCCAUGACGCAGACAGGCAUACCGACGAAGAAAAACGGCCAGAGUUGGAAGCAAGGAGCAUGAACAACCAGGAAAAGGAAGAUGACUGCACCGAUAAUGAGGACGACACCCACACACUUGAUGACGAUGAUGCUCGUGACGAGGAGGGCCAACGCGCCGACGAGGAAGUAGGUAGAGCUUCCACGCGGCUUAGUAUCCGCAGAUCAAAGUCGUCCUGUCGAGAUCCUGGGCCGCCACCUGACGGAGGUCUCACCGCAUGGACGCAAGCCGUCAUGGCCCAUUUGGUCGUUUUUGGCACCUGGGGUUACAUCUCGUCUUUUGGCGUUUUUCAGACGUACUAUGUCGAAACGCUCGGCCAUGAACCAUCGGAUAUAUCCUGGGUGGGAUCCGUCCAGAUUUUCCUUCUCUUCUUCGUCGGGACAUUUUCUGGGCGAGCCACAGAUGCUGGGUAUUAUAGACACAUCUUCGUUUUUGGAACCACCCUCCAGUUGCUCGGCAUGUUCACGACAUCUCUGUGCACUAAAUACUGGCAGCUAUUCCUAGCGCAAGGCAUCUGUACCGGUAUUGGUGAUGGGCUCGUCUUCUGCCCCACAAUAGCGCUCUUGGCAACAUAUUUCUCCAAGAAUCGAGCGCUCGCGCUUGGCAUUUCGGCGUGUGGAACUGCUACCGGAGGGAUGAUCUUGCCGGUGGUUGUGCAGCAACUGCUUCCUAAGAUUGGAUUCGGCUGGACCGUACGCGUGAUUGCUUUUAUUGUUUUGGGAACGCAAAUGACGGCAUUUGCAUUUACGAGGACUCGGCUUCCACCACGUAAAUCCGGAGCUUGGGUUGAAUGGGGGGCAUUUCGUGAGCUGCCCUAUGCGCUGUUUACCCUUGGCAUGUUUCUCUGCUUUUUGGGGUUGUAUUUUGCCUAUUACUAUGUAGGUUCCUAUGGCCGAGAUAUCAUCGGUGUCAAUCAAUCCGACUCAAUCACUCUACUGUUGGUCAUGAACGGAGUUGGUAUCGUCACUCGUUUGCUGUCAGCCUUCGCCGCAGAUCAUUGGUUUGGUUGCAUGAAUCUGCUGAUACCAUAUGCCGCCGGAUGUGGAUUAUGUCUCUACGGCUGGUCCGGUGCUCACUCGCGCGGAGGAUUGUUUGCAUUUGCAGUUGUAUACGGUAUGGUGGCAUCAGGAAUGCAGGGCCUCUUCCCUGCAACUUUGUCGAGCCUGACAACCGACCUGAAACGCACAGGUGUGCGGAUGGGUAUGGUUUUCUCAGUCAUUAGUUUUGCGUGCUUAACAGGAGCUCCCAUCGGAGGGGCGCUGGUUCAGCGUGGUAAUGGCCAUUACCUUUACGCCCAGAUGUUUGCUGGCUCAAUGUUAGUAUGUGGGUCGUUGAUCUUGCUCGCGGCCAGGACCGCCAAGAUCGGCCUCAAACUUGCGAGAUUUUGAACUGGUGCCCUGCUUUGACCACGGAAAAUCUGGUUUGUGUUUGACCUGUUUGGUAUUGCAUCGUUUCCGGCGCAUGGCAUAAUUGUUUUUAUUCUCUUCUUUGCAUUUGAAGGCCAUUUGUAGUGGCGUAAUCGUCUUCUCUUUCAGCCUGUCCAAUCGUUGCCGCCAAUAUGCACAACGCAUUGCGCUCGCGGUUUAUGGAAUCAGGAAUGGUUGUAAAAGCAAACUCGCUUCAUGUCUCGCUCUAAUCGAUCAAACCCUCUGCUUUUGAAGGAGCAUUAAUGGCGCUGAAAGGGGUUUGAGGCAAUUUUGGUUGUCAUAAUUCUUGUCACUGUUAAAUAUGAAGCGAGGUGAAUG